Messenger RNA from Ziziphus jujuba (common jujube), 1515 nucleotides. RefSeq lists its product as uncharacterized. NCBI's taxonomy places the organism in Eukaryota, Viridiplantae, Streptophyta, Magnoliopsida, Rosales, Rhamnaceae. The transcript has a single exon. Bases 1 to 1515 code for a protein of 504 amino acids. The record is from RefSeq and is a predicted model, not a curated record.
AUGAAGCUGUGGGGUGUCUGGAAUAUCCCAGCCUGCAUUCUCCUAAGCCUCUUCUUACAGGUUUUCUUAGUACUGUUUGCAUCCUUGAGACAACGCAGUAGAAAUUCUUUCCUGCGCUUCCUCAUCUGUUUGGCUUACUUGAGCGCCGAUUGGGUUGCGGCAGUUACUAUCGGACUGAUCACCAAAUUCCUGACCGACCCUUGUCACUCUCGUGGGAAGGAAGAUCUUUACACUUUCUGGGUUUCUUUUCUUUUGUUGCAUCUUGGUGGCCCUGAUAGCAUUACUUCUUUUGCUAUUGAGGAUAACGAACUUUGGCGGAGGCACUUCUUUGGACUAAUUCUACGGGUGGUGGGUGCUGCUUACUACUUCUUUCUAAUACUUGCCAAUAGCAAGCUAUGGCUUCCAACAAUUCUAGUCUUUGUUGUGGGAACCGUCAAAUAUGCAGAGAGAACUUUGGCUCUGUACCUUGCCAGUACAGAUCAUUUUGGAGCUAUUGCUUUGCCAAAAAAAAGCAGAGCUGGAGAAGUUGUGAAUAACAAUCCAAACACAGAAUCAGUAGUUGAUGAUGACAUGGAGUUGCUGAUGAUCUCUUAUGACCUUUUUGGAAAAUUCAAGGGGCUUAUUGCUGGAUACUCUCUUGCCUUCGAACAGAUAGUGAAAAGCAUAGAAUAUUUUCAACGGAUGCCUUAUUUAGAAAUGGGCUUUAAAUUGAUCGAGAACGAGCUGAGCUUCUUGUACGAGGUUUUCCACACCAAGGUUUGUGUUGUCGGUAGCAGAAUUGGGUUAAUAAUUCGUUUGAGUAGCUUUUGUUUCAUUGUUGGAGCUUUUAUAGGCUUCCAUUUUGUAAUAGUUGACAAUUAUAAGAAUCAUGAGUUUGGUGCAUUUGAAAUGUCAGUGACUUAUGCCUUGCUCAUUGGAGCCGUGGGACUCGACAUCAUAUCUGGAAUUAGACUUAUAUUUUCAGAUUGGAUCGUGGCUUCCAAUUAUUAUGGCUUCAAGAGGUACUGGAGAGAAUAUAUCCCAAGAUGUUUUCGAAAAAGAUCAAAAUGGUGUGGUUCAGUACCUCGGUAUAAUAUAAUUGAUUAUUUCCUGGAUGAAAGUUGGAUAUUGAACACCAAGUUGCCCGGCUGGCUUAGGAGGGUGGUAGACAAUAUCAAAGGGAUGUUGUUUUCAUCGUCAGAGGAUGCAAAUGAGCAUCUCAAGCGCUUCAUAUUUGAUGAGCUCAAAGCUGCAUCUUUUCAAACACAUGGAACAGAUGAGGAUAGGCGCAAUUAUCUUAGUUCUGAACAGGAAUCAGCAGUGGUGAAAGCGAGAGAUCAUGUAAACUAUACAUUACAAUUUACAUUCGAUGUUGUUAGCUUGCACUUAGCUACUGAAAUUUGUUACCAACUGACAGAGUUUGAAUACGCAGACGAAAGAAAAGAAAGCAAUAAUUGCAAGGUGAUUUCUGAUUAUAUGUGUUAUCUACUCAUCAUGAAGCCUGCAAUGCUUGCUCCAGUAGCUAUGAAAGACUGA